Fragaria vesca subsp. vesca is the source of this 1900-nucleotide messenger RNA. RefSeq names its product glutamine synthetase leaf isozyme, chloroplastic-like. The transcript has 15 exons. The record is from RefSeq and is a predicted model, not a curated record. The coding region runs from base 107 to 1402 and encodes 431 amino acids. Gene Ontology annotation, molecular function: glutamine synthetase activity. Lineage: Eukaryota; Viridiplantae; Streptophyta; Magnoliopsida; Rosales; Rosaceae. Gene Ontology annotation, cellular component: cytoplasm.
CACUCUAAAAAGCAGCUCCAAAGUCUCCAACUUGAGUUGCAGAACCCAGUUCCAGCCUUCCUGAAGCAGCCAUUUUGCACCACCCUUCAGUGAGGUGUAGGCCAAAAUGGCACAGAUUUUGGCACCAACUUCACAAUGGCAGAUGAGAAUUACAAAGAGCUCAAUCCCUUCUAGUCCUAUGACAGGAAAGAUGUGGAGUUCUCUAGUGUUGAAACAGAACAAGAAAGGAGCUAUUAAAAGCUCUAAGUUCAGAGUUUUUGCGUCCAAGUAUGAAGACUAUACCAUAAACAGGGUCGAGGAUUUACUAAAUUUGGACAUUACUCCAUACACGGACAAGAUUAUUGCCGAGUACAUUUGGAUCGGAGGGUCUGGUAUCGAUGUGCGUAGCAAGUCAAGGACUAUAUCAAAGCCUGUUGAACAUCCGUCUGAGCUUCCAAAGUGGAACUAUGAUGGAUCAAGUACCGGACAAGCACCCGGUGAUGACAGUGAAGUGAUCUUAUACCCUCAAGCGAUAUUCAAGGACCCUUUUCGUGGUGGCAACAAUAUAUUGGUAAUUUGUGACUCAUACACGCCCCAAGGCGAGCCUAUCCCAACAAACAAACGGCACAGGGCCGCUCAGGUUUUUAGCAACCAGAAGGUUAUAGAUGAAGUUCCAUGGUAUGGGAUAGAGCAAGAGUACACAUUACUUCAAUCUAGUGUGAAAUGGCCUUUAGGUUGGCCAGUCGGAGGUUAUCCUGGUCCUCAGGGUCCCUAUUACUGUGGUGCUGGUGCAGACAAGUCGUUUGGCCGUGACAUUUCAGAUGCUCAUUACAAGGCUUGCCUAUAUGCUGGAAUUAACAUCAGUGGAACCAAUGGGGAAGUUAUGCCUGGCCAGUGGGAGUAUCAAGUUGGUCCUAGCGUGGGAAUUGAAGCUGGAGAUCAUAUCUGGGCAUCGAGAUACAUUCUUGAGAGGAUCACUGAACAAGCGGGUGUUGUUCUCAGUCUUGAUCCAAAACCAAUAGAGGGUGACUGGAAUGGUGCUGGAUGCCACACCAAUUAUAGUACAAAGAGCAUGAGGGAAGAAGGAGGCUUUGAAGUUAUUAAGAAGGCAAUUUUGAAUCUGUCUCUUCGCCACAAAGAGCAUAUUAGUGCCUAUGGAGAAGGAAAUGAGAGAAGAUUGACAGGACUGCAUGAAACACAGAACAUUAAUAAAUUCUCUUGGGGAGUGGCUAAUCGCGGUGCCUCAAUCCGUGUUGGUCGUGACACUGAGAAAGAAGGAAAAGGUUAUCUGGAGGACCGCCGUCCAGCUUCAAACAUGGACCCUUACACUGUGACCGCACUGCUGGCAGAGACUACAAUUUUGUGGGAGCCAACACUCGAGGCUGAAGCUCUUGCUGCUCAAAAAGUGGCAUUGAAUGUCUGAGAGACCAAAGUUGAAAAUAAUUCACUGGGCCCAAGAUGCUGCUUCAAUUGAAAUAAUGCUGGGUGAUGUGAAGCGUUUUCUCUCUACUUUUAAAUGCUUUGAGAAGAUCAUUUGUAAAUAAAUGUCUCAUGUUAAUGGUCCAUUCAUGCUUAGAAUGGUUUUCUCAUUUGAUGAAACCUUGUAGAUUGACCGGAAAGUCGUAAUGACUUCAUGUGACAGUUUAUCGGAAAUUUCACUUGGCAUAUACACUCUGUAUUGCAAAUGUUGACAGACAAAUUUUGACAUGUUGUUGGUUGUUCUUCCUUAUGAGGUUUCACUUUGAUAGUUUGAUCUAUCAUUACGACUAGGAAGAAAUGGGGAAGAAACUAGAAUCAAGUUGUUCUAAUACAGGAGGAAUGGGAAAAAGAGUGUGCAUAGCAGGGAAACUUUAUUCCAGUAGAGUGCUUGCCUUGCAUAACUGAUGUGAAGAAACCCAAGAAAGGAGCCAAAUUUCUUGAA